GAAAAAGGAGACAGAUCCAUCAUCAUAGAGCGUCCACCGUUUUCCUGUGCGUACACAUCAGGAAUCCCCUCCAUAUCGCCCAAACACAGGAGAAGAAAAAGAAAACAUUAGCAAGUCAAGUCUGCUUUCAAACCGAGAGAGACUGGGAGGUUUAUUGGUCCAUUCAUUUAAACAUGUCGGCUGCACAUUUAGAGGUUCCGUAUUUCGAGCCGACUGAACACCCCCAUAGGCGAUAUAAUCCUCUGAUAGGCAAGCAUGUACUGGUGUCCCCUCAUAGGACCAAACGCCCAUGGAAGGGGCAGACGGAGGAGCCGGUCCUGACCACUCUUCCAGAAUAUGAGGCAACUUGUAAUCUUUGUCCGGGUAACGAAAGAAGUAAUGGCAACAAGAACCCAAAGUAUAUAGACACUUUUACUUUCGAAAACGACUUCCCCGCUCUCCUUCCUGGUCCUCUACCAACCCUUCAGCAACCUUCCAAAGUCAAUUCAUCAGAUUCGCUUUUCGCAUCUGAACCGAUCAGGGGACGAUGUAAAGUCAUCUGCUUCCACCCCAAGCAUGAUCUUACAAUUGCUAGGAUGAACGUAGACGACGUGGUUAGGGUGAUCGGGGAGUGGAAGAACGUCUACGUGGAGGAAGGACGGAUGCUACAGGAAAGCAGUGGUCAAGGAUACGUGCAAAUAUUUGAGAAUCGGGGGGCUAUGAUGGGGGCCAGCGCACCUCACCCUCAUGGACAAGUUUGGUCAUUGUCCUAUGUACCUGAUGAACCCCAAACGGAGCUGAACAACCUGGCUGCCUCAACUUUGGUAUCUUCGGGUAACACUCCAGUGCGGGGCGACGGAUGUCCGUGUUUGCUAUGCACUUACGCAGCAGAAGAAGUGAGGCGAAAGGAACGGGUGGUUGAGAUUGACGUGGAGAGCGGAUGGGUCGCAGUAGUCCCUUUUUGGGCUGUGUGGCCUUUUGAAACCCUUUUGCUUCCUUACAAGAGACACAUUCCUUCCCUUAUUCAGCUAAACGAUAAUGAAAUAAUCGGACUGGCUCGUAUACUUCAGAGGCUUUUGGUAAGGUAUGACAAUCUUUUCUCAUGCCCAUUCCCUUAUUCCAUGGGGCUGCAUCAAUCUCCUCUUCCACCUUCAAACCCUGACGGCGAUGUGGCUCACAUCCACUUCCACUUCUAUCCGCCUCUUUUAAGGAGCGCCAGCGUACGCAAGUUUUUGGUUGGCUUUGAAAUGAUGGCUGAAGUACAAAGGGAUUUAACUCCUGAACAAGCUGCAUCAAGAUUAAGAGCUUUGCCAGGGACCCAUUAUUUGGAUCAGAAAAUAGCAGUUUAGAUUCCUGUUCGGGCAAUGACUUACACUAUGCUUCAUUCGAACUAGAAUGUUAUCCUUGCUUUUUGUUUGUUUGUGUUUGCCAUAUCAGCUUGCGUCCAAUGAUUAUGAAAUGCAUCAGUCACUCGAG
This is a messenger RNA of Cryptococcus deneoformans JEC21, 1455 nucleotides long. RefSeq names its product UTP-hexose-1-phosphate uridylyltransferase, putative. The record is from RefSeq and is a predicted model, not a curated record. Gene Ontology annotation, cellular component: cytoplasm. Gene Ontology annotation, molecular function: UDP-glucose:hexose-1-phosphate uridylyltransferase activity; zinc ion binding. Lineage: Eukaryota; Fungi; Basidiomycota; Tremellomycetes; Tremellales; Cryptococcaceae. The transcript has 10 exons. Bases 174 to 1328 code for a protein of 384 amino acids. Gene Ontology annotation, biological process: beta-D-galactose catabolic process via UDP-galactose, Leloir pathway.